CGGACACUUCACCAGGCAGCCUUGCCACCAUGGAAGUCACCAAGCUGUUGGCUACCUUUCUGUUUCUGCAGCUGUCUUUUGCAUUGCGAUUUCAUAACCGGAUAAUUGGAGGCCAAAUAUGUGCUGAGACUGAGCAUCCUUGGCUCGUGUGGAUCUCUGACUCCAAAAGGCUCUACUGUUCAGGAGUAGUGAUCAAUCAAGACUGGGUUCUCACUGCUGCUCACUGCUAUGUAAGCUCUGGAAUGCAGUUGAAGUUUGGACUACACAACAGAGAGGUGCCAAGAGAGGGAGUGCAGUUAAGAACCAGCACAGAGGCCAAAUGCUAUCCGGAUACUGCCAGCUCUGACUCCAACAGCUGUGCACGUUCCACCAUCAGAGAUGAUAUCAUGCUGGUCAAACUGAAUGCCCCUGUUGACUACAAUGACAACGUUCAACCUGCAAUCCUGCCCACUACUGUACCCGAAGAGGGAACAGAAUGCAAAAUGAUGGGCUGGGGCUCCAUCACAUCUCCUGAAGGGACUUAUCCUCUUGUUCCUUACUGUGUUUACAUUGAAAUAUUCAACGAUCAGGUGUGUGAAGCGGCUUACGAACCUUGGUGGAAAACAAAUGGUAAAGUGCUGUGUGCUGGAGUUCUGGACGGAGGCAAGGAUUCAUGUCAUGGUGAUUCUGGAGGACCCCUGAUGUGCGGUGACGAACUUCAAGGCAUCCUCUCUUUUGGAAGCUAUCCUUGUGCUAAACCCCUUGAGCCUGGUGUUUAUGCCAAGGUCAAGAGUUACCUUUUUUGGAUCCAGAGCAUUAUUUCAGAAAAUACACCAGAAACCGCUUGAAUUAAAUCAGUGGACAUCCCACUAGCGUCUCCCUGCAGUCGUAAAAUCUAUAUGCAUAUCUUCCUGGGAGCAAUCCUCUUUGGACACUCUGGAACUUACUUCAAAACAACAAUGGAAAGGAUGGUAUAGUAGCACCCUAGAUCCUUAUAGCUUCCUAGAUUGAUUGCUCCAGUAGUUUUAGUAAACUGAAUGAGAGCUCUUGCCUAUGCCAGUUAAUAGUCUUGUUCUAUUAACAUAAAUCUCUCUCCCCUUGACCCCCAGCAUUAGAAUCAUAGUCUUAAGGUGAACUUCUAGCUGUAAAAGUUAGAACACGGAAAUAAAAUAGAGGCUUCAGCAUCUCGAAAAUUUCAUCAUUUAUGGGUCUAC
Anolis sagrei ordinatus is the source of this 1193-nucleotide messenger RNA. Its product is annotated as gilatoxin-like. Gene Ontology annotation, molecular function: serine-type endopeptidase activity. The record is from RefSeq and is a predicted model, not a curated record. Gene Ontology annotation, biological process: proteolysis. Lineage: Eukaryota; Metazoa; Chordata; Lepidosauria; Squamata; Anolidae.